Fusarium keratoplasticum is the source of this 1026-nucleotide messenger RNA. Its product is annotated as 2-dehydropantoate 2-reductase. The record is from RefSeq and is a predicted model, not a curated record. Gene Ontology annotation, molecular function: 2-dehydropantoate 2-reductase activity. Gene Ontology annotation, cellular component: cytoplasm. The transcript is spliced from 3 exons. Bases 1 to 1026 code for a protein of 341 amino acids. Gene Ontology annotation, biological process: pantothenate biosynthetic process. NCBI's taxonomy places the organism in Eukaryota, Fungi, Ascomycota, Sordariomycetes, Hypocreales, Nectriaceae.
AUGAGCGCGACUAAGGCAAACGUUCUCCUCGUUGGAGGUGGCGGCAUCGGAACCAUGACCGCUGUCAAUCUGGUUGCUGGUGGCAAGGCCAAUGUUACCAUGGUCCUGCGCAGUAAUUACAGCGUGGUGGAGAAGAACGGCUUCGAUAUUAAGUCAGUCGACCAUGGAGAGAUCAAGAACUGGAGACCUCACAGGGUCCUCCCGGCCGUGCCCAAUGUGUCGGUCGAGAACCUGGAGCCCUAUGACUAUGUUGUUUGCGUGACCAAGAACACGCCCGACAUUUCUCCCACCGUAAUCGACAUUAUCGGCCCAGCUAUUACCCCAGCCAAAACUGUGGUUGUCCUCGUCCAGAACGGCCUUAACAUUGAGAAGGCCAUCAUUGCCACAUUCCCGCAGAACAUUGUUUUAUCGGGUGUCUCGAUGAUGGGUUCGCACGAGCUGCGACAUGGCGUCAUUGAGCACGACGACAAGGACAUCUUGGUUCUGGGACCAUUCCGCAACCCGAACGUCGAGUCGGCCGCGGAGCAGGCUGCUGGCAAAGACUUCGCUGACCGGUACACAGCAGGCGGCAAGACUACCUGUAACUACGUUGAGGACGCCGGCUUCUCGCGCUGGCGGAAACUAGUUUACAACGCUUGCCUCAAUCCCAUCUGUGCCAUCCUUCAGCUGGACUCCGGGCGUCUUCGAUUGGCCGAAGUGGCGUACCCCCUCCUCCGGCCAGCCAUGAACGAGAUUAUCGCUGCUGCUGAAGCCUGCGGCCAUGAGUUACCUGCGACCGUGAUCAAGGACAUGAUUGAGUUGGACCCGAUGGACAUGUACUUCUCCCCUAGCAUGUGUGUCGACGUCUCAAAGGGUAACUUUAUCGAGUACGAAGUCAUCCUAGGAGAACCCCUUCGGGAGGGCGGGAAGCGUGGUGUCCCAAUGCCGACGAUUGCCAUGCUCUAUAAUAUGUGCAAGGCCCUCCAGUGGCGCACCAAGGAGGGCAGGGGCAUGGUCACUGUACCACCCAAGGGAAAUUAUGCUUAA